Messenger RNA from Adineta steineri, 492 nucleotides. Lineage: Eukaryota; Metazoa; Rotifera; Eurotatoria; Adinetida; Adinetidae. The record is from the annotation of a GenBank genome assembly.
AUGUCUGGCAACGUAUUCUUCGAUGUUUCAAUCGAUGGUAAAGCAGCUGGUCGUAUUACAUUCAAACUUUAUGAUGAUGUAGUACCAAAGACGACAGCUAAUUUCCGUGCAUUAUGUACAGGAGAAAAAGGAUUUGGUUAUGAAGGAAGUUCAUUCCAUCGUGUUAUUCCACAAUUUAUGCUUCAAGGUGGUGAUUUCACUCGAGGUGAUGGCACUGGUGGCAAGAGCAUCUAUGGUGAAAAAUUCGCUGAUGAAAACUUUCAACUCAAACAUACAAAACCAGGACUUUUAUCAAUGGCCAAUGCUGGUAAAAAUACCAAUGGUUCGCAAUUUUUUAUUACUACAGUAGUAACAUCAUGGCUCGAUGGCAAACACGUUGUCUUUGGUGAAGUUGUUGAUGGUAUGGAUCUUGUCAAGAAAAUUGAAGGCUUAGGUUCGGAUUCUGGCAAAACAAAAUCCAAGAUUACCAUUACCAAAUCUGGCACAGCUUAA